Messenger RNA from Striga hermonthica, 600 nucleotides. The record is from the annotation of a GenBank genome assembly. Lineage: Eukaryota; Viridiplantae; Streptophyta; Magnoliopsida; Lamiales; Orobanchaceae.
AUGGCUCUUAAUCCUCAACUUUUCCCGAAUGCGAUGCCAGUGCCUUUCCUCAACGAGAUGUUUGUCUUAGCCAGAGGUGGCGUUGAAUUUGAGAUUGACAAGAUCCCUGGCACUCAAGAUGGGAAAUUUAAAGCGAAAGGAACUAUUUACUUGUCAAACAUACGAAUGGUCUUUGUCGCGAAUAAACCUGUUGGGAAUCUUGUUGCCUUUGAUAUGCCCCUGCUCUAUGUUCACGAUGAAAAAUUCAACCAGCCAAUCUUCUUCUGCAACAAUAUUUCUGGCCAUGUGGACCCUGUUGUGCCCGAUAAUGAGCAUAGGGCCCUUUAUUCAACUCAUUCUUUCAAGAUUCUGUUCAAGGAAGGUGGCUGUGGAACUUUUAUCCCUCUCUUUUUCAACUUAAUUGGUUCUGUCAGACAAUACAAUCAGCACCAAGCUGCACAGCCUCGAGUGGACCCUCUCCAAGCAGCCCAAACUCCUGUGGAUGAGAUGAUGAGACAUGCGUAUGUUGAUCCUAGCGACCCCACGAGAAUAUUUUUGCAGCAGCCUAAUGCAGAAUCUCAGCUGAGACGCCGUACAUACCAGUCGCGUGAUACUGAAUAA